Messenger RNA from Xenopus tropicalis (tropical clawed frog), 2178 nucleotides. RefSeq names its product haloacid dehalogenase like hydrolase domain containing 2 (gene hdhd2). Gene Ontology annotation, molecular function: phosphatase activity. The coding region runs from base 598 to 1377 and encodes 259 amino acids. The transcript is spliced from 7 exons. The record is from RefSeq and is a predicted model, not a curated record. Lineage: Eukaryota; Metazoa; Chordata; Amphibia; Anura; Pipidae.
CUGUAGCUUCACAGAACGAUAGUCUUCUGGCUGCCGGGGUCAGUGACCCCCAUUUUAAUACUACAAGGAGUUGGAAGUAUAGUGUUGUAAAGUGUUGUGCCCCCAUCUUGCCCUACUAUAUCUCCAGCUAUGGCCGUUGCUCUGCAGGGCCCAGGGCAGUCCCCAAGAGACAGCACCCAUACAUAUCCUAGCGAGCAGAGAUUUCGGGAAGUCUAAUAGACAGAGUAUCACUAUACACUCCCUCGCACUUCCAGCCAAGGACGCCUUCCCAUUAGGAACCCAGCCAAAACCUUGAAAUUCCCACAUUGUAUUGUCUUGUUGAUAAGAGCCCGUGCUGUAGGUGUUGGCAUUGCUGUUUAACCCCUUGUGUCACCCAGUGCAGUGACUUGCCCCGAGUAGCUGCAGCACCCAUAUGUGCAGUGAGAUGUCCAAGGCCGUGGGAGUUCAUUGUGUGAUGGUGGGUGCUGAUAAGAGGCCUCUCCGUCUAAUCUGUACUGAUAAACAGAGCUGAUUGCAGAGGAGAAGUGCGGCCGGCCGGCCGGGCAGGAAGCAAGUGCUGCAUAUUUGGGCAGCGGUGGAGUCUGCAUUAUUCAUGGAAUGGCGGCUCGGCGCAUCCUCAAGGCGGUGCUGGUGGACCUGAGUGGCACCCUGCAUGUAGAGGACACGGCUAUACCCGGGGCACAGGAGGCUCUGAGAAGGCUCAGAGAGGCGCCGGUCGCCUUGCGCUUUGUCACCAACACAACCAAAGAGUGCAAGCAAACUCUCCUGGAGCGCCUCCACCAGCUCAACUUCGAUAUUCAAGAAGACGAGAUCUUCACAUCACUGACAGCGGCACGGAACCUUCUGGAGCAGAAGAACGUGCGCCCCAUGCUCCUGGUGGAUGACAGUGCUCUGCGUGACUUUGAAGGGGUAGCCACUCACAGUCCCAACGCGCUGGUGAUAGGAUUAGCUCCUCAGCACUUCAACUAUGAGACCAUGAACGAGGCCUUCAGGUUGGCGCUGGACGGGGCCCCGAUUAUAGCGAUUCACAAGGCCAGGUACUAUAAGAAGAAGGAUGGGUUGGCGCUGGGCCCGGGGCCAUUUGUUACAGCGCUGGAAUAUGCCACCGACACUCGCGCCACCGUGGUGGGGAAACCGGAGAAAACCUUCUUUCUGGAGGCUCUGAGGAGCACGGGGUGCAGCCCCGCCGAGGCCAUAAUGAUUGGGGAUGACUGCAGGGACGAUGUCGGAGGGGCACAGAACGCAGGGAUGCUGGGAAUACUUGUGAAAACCGGAAAAUAUAGAGCAGGAGACGAAGGGAAAAUAGACCCGGCUCCAUAUGUCGUAUGCGACUCCUUCCCCCAAGCAGUGGAUCAUAUACUGAAGAACUUGCUGUGAGACGGCUCCUAGGAAGGCUGAAGGGGACGGUAUAUAUAAUAUACAGUUGGGUCAUUUCCCUAUGGGACCAAACUGUAAAUUAUAUCCUUAUACACGGUGCUUAGUGAUGUCAUCAGUUGUAAUUGAAGCUUAGUGAUGUCAUUUCACAUGAUUCAAAAAACUUCGGAGUUCCAUGACCUGUAUUUAUAUGGUGACUUCUAAUAUCCCUAUAUUUUACAAUAGGGGGUACUUUUAUUAAUAUAUAUAUAUAUAUAUAUACAUAUAUAUAUAUAUAUAUAUAUAUAUAUAUUGGUUUGCAUGACUGACAGCAGGGAUAGGAAUAAAGGCAUCUGUGAAUGCUCUUGGGUAAUGUACAUAUUCAGCUAGACAACCUCAUGAAUAUAAAUAAUAGGACUUAUAAUAGGACCUGGUUAUCUGAAAAGGGAUAAGCAAGCAGGGUACUGAAUGUACCGUUCCAGUUCCAGGAUACAUAGGCAUAUGGUCAUGAAGGAGUUAAUUGGGGGUAUAUGUAUCAUGCUGUUCAAAAAGCAGAGUAAAACAUUACCAGUGAUGUUGCUCAUAUCAGCCAAUCAUUUGCUUUGCUUUGGUUUUCUAACUGUUGAGAUCUAAUUGCUGAUUGGUUGCCCUGGGCAACAUCACUGAUAACGCUUCACUUUUUACACAGCAUGAUAAAUAUACCCCUAAGUGACUAUAACGUUUGCCUGUGAGUGUAUGACAGAAGUGGGAUGAUGCUAAUGGCCCUGUUUGAAGCAAAUGAGUGUUUAUUUGUCACUAUAAUAAAUAAACCAUAAAUAAAAAGUC